Vitis riparia (riverbank grape) is the source of this 3729-nucleotide messenger RNA. Its product is annotated as putative disease resistance protein RGA4. Bases 55 to 3588 code for a protein of 1177 amino acids. NCBI's taxonomy places the organism in Eukaryota, Viridiplantae, Streptophyta, Magnoliopsida, Vitales, Vitaceae. Gene Ontology annotation, biological process: defense response to other organism. The transcript has 2 exons. The record is from RefSeq and is a predicted model, not a curated record. Gene Ontology annotation, molecular function: ADP binding; protein binding.
ACUUAUUUCCUUACCAGAUUUUCUUGCUCCUCUGCACUUCCAGCUGUUCAAAAAAUGGCGGAACAAGUCCCAUUCAGUAUUGUGGAGCACAUAUUGAUGAAGCUGGGGUCCAAGGCGUUUCAAAAAAUUCUAUCCAUGUAUGGUCUUCCGAAGGAGCCAGCCAAGCUUAAGGAGAAACUGGACACCGUCCGAGCUGUACUCCUCGAUGCUGAGGAGAAGCAGCUGAAAAGCCAUGCAGUACAACAUUGGGUCCAAAGGCUCAAACUCUUUAUGUAUGAUGCUGAUGACUUUCUUGAUGACAUGGCAACCCAUUAUCUGCAGCGAGGAGGACUAACAAGUCAGGUUAGUCACUUCUUCUCUUCUUCAAAUCAAGUCGUAUUUCGUUGUCAGAUGAGUCAUAGACUCAAGGAUAUCAAAGAAAGGCUAGGCGAUAUCCAAAAUGAUAUCUCCUUGUUAAAUCUGAUUCCAUGUGUACACACAGAGGAAAAGAAUAGUUGGAGAGACACACACUCAUUUGUGUUAGCGUCUGAAAUUGUAGGAAGAGAUGAAAAUAAAGAGGAGAUAGUAAAGUUGUUGUCUUCUAACAAUGAGAAAAAUCUCUCCAUUGUUGCCAUUGUUGGUAUUGGGGGAUUAGGUAAGACCACCCUUGCUCAAUUAGUAUACAAUGAUGAGAGAGUGGUAAAACAUUUUGAGCUUAAGAUAUGGGUUUGUGUUUCUGAUGAUUCUGAUGAUGGUUUUGAUGUUAAUAUGAUGAUCAAAAAAAUUUUAAAAUCUAUAAGUAAUGAAGAUGUUGCAAGUUUGGAUUUGAAUGGUUUGAAAGAUAAGCUUCAUGAAAAAAUAAGAGAAAAAAGGCUCUUGAUAGUUCUUGAUGAUGUUUGGAACCAAAAUUUUGAAAAAUGGGAUAAAGUGAGAAUUUUGUUGAUGGUCGGUGCUAAGGGGAGUAAAAUUGUAGUGACCACCCGAAAAACUAAAGUUGCAUCAAUUAUGGGAGAUAGUUCUCCCUUUAUUUUGAAAGGUUUGGAAGAAAAUCAGUCUUGGAAUUUAUUUUCAAAAAUUGCAUUUAGAGAAAGACUAGAGAAUGUGCAUCCAAACAUCAUAGGAAUCGGAAAAGAAAUUGCAACAAUGUGUAAGGGAGUUCCUCUUAUCAUUAAGACUUUAGGAACAAUGUUGCAGUUUGAAUCUGAAGAAUGGAAUUGGUUGUCUAUUAAAAACAAUGAAAAUCUCUUAUCACUUCAAGAUGAAAAUUAUAAUGUUUUACCUGUGCUAAAAUUGAGUUAUGAUAAUUUACCAACACAUUUGAGGCAGUGUUUUUCAUAUUGUGCCUUAUUUCCAAAAGACUACGAAAUUAAGAAAAAGUUGUUGGUACAAUUAUGGAUAGCGCAAGAUUACAUCCAAUCUUCAAAUGAGAAUGAGCACUUAGAAGAUGUAGGGGAUCGAUAUUUUAAGGAAUUGUGGUCAAGGUCAUUGUUUCAUGAAGUUGAAAGAGAUGCUUUUAAUGAUAUAGUAAGUUGUAAAAUGCAUGACCUUAUACAUGAUCUUGCACAAUCGAUUAUAGGAUCUGAGGUCCUAAUUUUAAAAGACGAUAUAAAGAACAUUCCAGAAAAAGUUCGCCAUAUACUCUUAUUUGAACAAAUGAGUCUUAUGAUAGGGAGUUUAAAGGAAAAACCCAUAAGGACCUUUCUGAAGCUUUAUGAAGAUGAUUUUAAAAAUGAUUCAAUUGUAAAUUCACUUAUUCCAAGUUUGAAGUGUUUACGUGUGCUGAGCUUGGAUAAUUUCAGCAUAAGGAAGGUACCAAAAUAUUUAGGUAAAUUAAGUCAUUUAAGGUAUCUUGAUCUUUCCUAUAAUGAUUUUGAGGUGCUUCCAAAUGCUAUUACAAGGUUAAAGAAUUUACAAACACUAAAACUCAAUGAUUGUUGUAAUCUAAAAGAAUUUCCAAAAUUUACAAAGAAAUUGAUCAAUUUGAGGCACUUGGAGAAUGAUAGGUGUGAUAAUUUGACUCAUAUGCCAUGUGGAAUAGGAGAGUUGACUUUGCUUCAAAGCUUACCAUUAUUCAUUGUUGGCAAUGGGAGAGAGUUCUCAAAGAACAAAAGAAUUGGUAGCUUGAGUGAAUUGAAAAGGCUUAGCCAAUUAGGAGGAGUAUUGCAAAUAAAAAUUCUUCAAAAUGAAAGGGAUGUUAUACCAAUAUCCAAGGGAGAAAUUUUGAAAGAAAAACAAUACCUUCAAUCCUUGAGAUUAGAAUGGAGAUGGUGGGACCUAGAAGCUAAGUGGGAUGAGAAUGCUGAGUUAGUGAUGGAAGGUCUCCAACCACACCUAAACUUAAAGGAGCUUUCUGUAUAUGGUUAUGAAGGUAGGAAGUUUCCAAGUUGGAUGAUGAAUGAUGGGUUGGAUUCCUUGCUUCCCAACCUAUGUCACAUUGAAAUGUGGGAUUGUUCAAGAUGCCAAAUUCUGCCACCCUUUUCUCGACUCCCUUUUCUCAAGUCUUUGGAGCUCUAUAACAUGAAAGAGGUGGAGGACAUGAAGGAGAGUUCACCAGGAAAACCAUUCUUCCCAUCUCUUCAAAUACUCAAAUUCUAUAAAAUGCCGAAGUUGACGGGAUUGUGGAGGAUGGACAUACUAGCAGAGCAAGGUCCUUCAUUUCCUCAUCUUUCAGAGGUAUAUAUAGAGAAGUGCUCUAGUUUGACAUCAGUUCGACUAUCAUCGUCUCCUUCUCUUUCUAAACUAUAUAUCAAUGGAUGCUCUAACUUGACAUCCUUUGAAUUGCAUUCAUCUCCUUCUCUUUCUGUAGUAACCAUACAGGAUUGCCAUAAGCUGACAUCCUUUGAACUUCAUUCAUCUCAUUCUCUUUCUAUAGUAACCAUACAGAAUUGCCAUAACCUAACAUUCAUAGCACAACCUCCAUCUCCUUGUCUUUCUAAAAUAGAUAUCCGAGAUUGCCCUAACUUGACAUCCUUUGAACUACAUUCAUCUCCUCGUCUUUCUGAAUUAGAGAUGAGUAAUUGCCUUAACAUGACAUCCUUGGAACUACACUCAACUCCUUGCCUUUCUAGUUUAACGAUCAGAAAUUGCCCCAACUUGGCAUCCUUCAAAGGGGCUUCAUUACCUUGUCUUGGGAAACUAGCCCUGGAUAGAAUCAGAGAGGAUGUAUUACGACAGAUAAUGUCUGUCUCAGCUUCUUCUUCAUUGAAGUCUCUGUAUAUUUUGAAGAUAGAUGGUAUGAUAUCUCUCCCAGAGGAGUUGCUUCAACAUGUUUCCACUCUCCAUACUCUCAGCCUUCAGGGCUGCUCGAGUUUAUCAACAUUGCCACACUGGUUAGGCAACCUUACCUCACUUACACACCUUCAAAUAAUAGACUGUCGUGGCUUGGCAACAUUACCACACUCCAUAGGCAGUCUCACCUCACUUACAGACCUUCAAAUAUAUAAAUCUCCUGAGUUGGCAUCACUGCCAGAAGAGAUGCGCUCUCUCAAAAACCUUCAGACACUUAAUAUCUCUUUUUGUCCACGCUUAGAGGAAAGAUGCCGACGGGAAACAGGUCAAGACUGGCCCAACAUUGCUCAUGUCACAGAAAUUAACAUUUACCCGCAAUGAUGAAGAGUAAACUGAUACAUAAUGUCAUUUCAGAUUUCAUCUUGCUUAAGAAGAUUAUGGUUUCACAUGGCCCAGAAAUUUGUAUCUUCUAGAUGACUAAUGAAGAAAAAGAAUUCUACUCUGUUUUCAAUUCAGUUGCAU